ACUGUCUCUCGCGGUCUCCGCCUUAUCGUGAGAUGACUGAGUGACUGAGUGACUUACGGGUACUACUCACCACGCGGGAAUCCAGGCUUGAACGUGGGGACACAUUUCCCUGUGGUAACGAUGUGCGGGAUCUAUAAGUAUAACUCGACGACGCCGGGCCCUCGAACUCAGGACAGCAUUGUUUCCUCAACUCCCUUUCUUUUUGUGGUCGUCACGAUUUUACGAAUCCGGGGUACGUCCUCCGUUUUACUAUAGAGCUAUAGAAUCCAUUUGUUCAACACACGAGGGUUCCAACAAGCCCUCUUCUUCCUCAAGCCUGUUAUUCAACUUGCACAUUCUUUGACGACCUGUGUUGUUGGUGUUGUUGUUAGUGUUGUGUAUAUACCCCUUUAUCCCCACAUUUGCCCAUUGAUACACCUGCUCAUCCCAAGAUACUCGGAGUCAAAAUGGCGCUAUCACAACAAGAAAUCGAGACUAUCCUUGCCAAGGAUGGUCCCAUGCCCAUCGCUAUCGUUGGUGUUUCGGGCAGAUUCCCUGGAGAUGCGACGACCCCAGACAAACUUUGGGAUAUGGUCUCCCAGGCAAGGAGUGCGUUGACCGACGUACCAAAGGACCGUUACAACAUUGAUGGAUUCUACCACCCUAGUGCCGAGCACCAGGGUACAACGAGUACUCGAAAGGGCCACUUCAUUUCGUCUGAUGUUGGCCUAUUCGAUGCUCCUUUUUUCAAGAUCUCUGCCCAGGAGGCUCAUGCUAUGGACCCCCAGCAGAGACUUGCUCUUGAACUCUCAUACGAGGCCUUGGAAUCAGCUGGCCUGACAAUGGCCGACGUUGCCCAAGCCAAGAUGGGAUGCUACCUGGGAACGUGCGUUAGAGAUUAUGCCGCAAUUCGCGCCAUUGAUCCAGACGAUUACCCUCGUUACGAAGCCAACGGUUCGAUGGGUACUGCCAUGGUGUCCAACCGAAUUUCCUGGUACUUCGACCUGAAGGGACCUAGCUUGACGCUUGAUACCGCUUGCUCAUCGUCCCUUGUUUGCUUGCAUUUAGCUAUGCAGAGCAUUCGCACUGGAGAGUCAAAUAUGGCUCUCGUCGGUGCCACUAACUUGAUUUUGGCACCCCAUACUUCCAACCAUCUUAGCACCUUGUCAUUCUUGUCCAAGGAUGGCAAGUCGCAGUCUUUCGAUCACAAGGCUAACGGUUACUCACGUGGCGAAGGUGUUUCAUUCGUUGUCGUCAAGUCUUUGGUCGAUGCCCUGCGAGAUGGUGACUGCAUUCGUGCGGUUGUUCGAGGAACCUCGGUGACCCACGACGGUCGAACUCCCGGUAUCAACCUGCCUUCUGCUGAAUCGCAGGAAGACUUGAUCCGAGCUGCGUACAUUAACGCGAACUUGACGCCUGAGAACACUACCUAUUUCGAGGCUCACGGCCCCGGUACACCAGCCGGUGACCCGCUGGAGACUUCUGCUAUUUCUAAGGUCUUCAGCAAGUAUCACUCUCCCGAGUCCCCGCUCUACGUUGGAUCCGUCAAGUCCAACAUCGGCCACUUGGAAGCUGGUGCUGGUAUUGCCGGCCUUACGAAAGCGAUCUAUGCUCUCGAGAAGGGUCAAAUCCCUCCUAACAUCUGGUUCGAGAGAGCCAACCCAAAGAUCUUGCUAAAAGAAUGGAACCUUUCCGUUCCCACUGAGCUUCUGCCCUGGCCAACUGAUGGCCUACGACGUGCCAGUAUCAACUCGUUCGGAUACGGUGGUACUAACGCUCAUUGUAUCAUUGAUGAUGCUUACCAUUAUCUUAGUAGCCGUGGCCUCAUCGGGCGCCACAACACUACCCCUGUUGUCCCUCGACCGGCGAUUCUCACCCCCGAGGUCGAAAUCCCUACCUCCAUGGCUUCCUCAGCUUUCGCCACUAGUGUCAUGAACUCUGAAGCUGUCAGUACCGAAGGCACGACCACACCAGCGUCGGAGGUUGGCAGCGUGGAGGACCUAGGAGUUAUUUCUUCUACCCCUCAGCUUCUUGCCUGGUCUCAUCAUGAACAGAACGGCAUUGCUAGAACCGCCAAGGACCUACAGGCCUACCUCAAAGAAGGAAACGUUCUCGCUACCGAAGCUCCCACUCACCUUAAGCGCCUGGCUUAUACCCUAGCAGCACGCCGAACCCGACACCCCUGGGCCUCAUUCGUUGUUGCUUCGGACCUCGAGGAGGCCAUCAAGGAACUUGACACCCCUGCUAAGCACCUGCGCCCCUCGGACAACCUUGCCUCGGUAUGGAUCUUCACUGGUCAGGGUGCUCAAUGGUUCGGUAUGGGCCGAGAACUGAUGGCUUACCGCACCUACCGGACUCGUAUUGAGGAAGCUGCUGCUCACCUCAAAUCUCUUGGUUGUGAAUGGGAUCUAGUCGAGGAGCUCGGAAAGAGCCAGGCCGAUUCACGAGUCAACGAACCCCAGAUCAGUCAGCCGGCUUGUACUGCUGUACAAGUUGGUCUAGUCGACUUGUUGAAGGAGUGGGGCGCCUCUCCUGACUUCACAGUUGGCCACUCCAGUGGAGAAAUUGGUGCCGCAUAUGCUAAGGGUGCACUUUCUCGCCAGGCUGCUUGGACCGUUGCCUACCACCGUGGUCGUCUAUCAGCAAGCCUUAACAUUACUGGUGCUAUGUUGGCCGUUGCUCUCGGAGAGGAGGGUGUACAGCCUUUCAUCGACCAGUGCACUUCCGACCCCAAGCCCGUCAUUGCUUGCGUUAACAGCCCCGAAAGUGUGACCCUCUCCGGUAGUGUGGAGGGUAUCGAUGAGGUACUCAACAUCAUUGGCAGCCAAGCCUGGGCUAGGAAGCUGCUUGUCAAGACCCCUUACCACAGUCCUUUCAUGAGGAAAUUGGCUGAGCCUUACUAUGAGUCCAUGAAUGGUAUCACAGGUGGCGAAGCUACGUCUACCCGCAUGUUUUCUUCUGUUACUGGCCAAGAAAUUGACGAUGCCGGCCUUCUCAACCCUCAAUAUUGGGUGGACAACAUGGUAAACUGUGUCCGUUUCAGUCCUGCGUUGUCUGGUAUCCUGAGCGAGCCCACUGUCUCUGGCAAGCCCGUUGUCCUGAUGGAAGUGGGUCCUCAUGGCGCCCUCCAGGGUCCUGUCAAGCAGAUCAUCAAGGCUUUGCCGACGCAACCCUCAGAGAUGAACCUGUUCAGCUUGCUCACCCGUAAGGAGGACGCCAUCCGAACUACGCUCAAGGGUGUUGGUAUCCUCUUCCAGAAGGGACUGCCUAUUGAUGUUAGCAAGGCCAACCACCUCGACUCUAAGCAGGAGUCCCCAAGCUUCCUUGUUGACCUCCCUCCUUUCUCCUGGAACCACAACACUCGAUUCUGGUACGAAACCGCUCUGUCCUAUGCUUACAAGAACCGAAGCGAACCUAAGCAUGAUAUUUUGGGUUCACGUGAUAUCUUCUCUGGCGAUGCCGAGCCUGCCUGGCGCAACUACCUGCGCACCUCCGAGAUUCCGUGGGCUCGUCACCACGGUGUGCAGGACAUUUUCCUAUUCUCCGCUGCAGGUUUCCUGACCAUGGUUGUGGAGGCCAUGCGCCAGAUUGCCGAGCCUGGCAAGGUCGUUGAGGGUGUCCAGUUCCGAGAUGUCUUUCCUGGUGCACCGAUCAUCCUGACUGACAACGAGGACCAGCCUGUCGAGACAAAGCUCCAGCUCCGCAACUGGCGCUUGGCUUCGCGAUCUCUAACAACAUACUGGAAGGAAUUCUCUAUUUCUAGCCGUACUCGGGAUGGCACGUGGACCCAGCACAGUACUGGUCUCGUCUCGCUGAAGUAUGCUGCUGACAACCACGCAUCUAGCUUUGCCGAUGAACAGGCCGCCAACAGCGAAAUCUACAAGAGCGAGUAUGCUCGCAUCAAGGACUCCCAACUAACUCCCCACACUGGUGAUGAAUUCUACGCCAAAUUUGAGAAGCUUGGUAUGCGCUGGGGUGAAACAUUCAAGACCCUCAAAGAGUCGCACACAGCUGGUAAUGCUGUUGUUGCCACUCUCCAGGUCCCCGACACACAAUCUUGGAUGCCUGCCCAUGUGGAGUCUUCCUACGUUAUCCACCCUGCUACCCUGGAUGGUAUCUUCCACGUUCUCCUGGCCGCUGAGGGUGUCGAGAAGAUCACCGUUCCCAAGUACAUCGAACGCAUCUACGUCUCCACUAAGUUGCCAACUGAAGUCGGCUCUAAGCUCCAGGGUUACGCUGAGAUCAAAGAGAAGUGGGCUGAUGGCACCAAUGGAACUGUUGUCCUCUCUGAUGAGAAGUGGGAUGAGCCUUUGCUUAUCUUCGAAGGCUUGAAGUCGACUGACUACAACUCCGACAACAAAGAAGACGAGAAGGAUGAGGCCAAGAUCAAGGCCGUGCGGAAAUUGGGUGCCUACUCGACUUGGCAUGUCGACGUCGAGAAUUCCCCCGAGACUUUGAAGGAAGUCUUGACUGAUGCCAUCAACAAGGCUCCCCAGGUGCCAUACAAGGAAGUUUACGACCUCGAGUGGUGCGCGUACAUUGUGUGCAAGAGAAUGGCUCAACGUUUCACCGAUGAAGAUGCCAAGCGCAUGGCUCCUCACCACCUGAUCUUCUAUAACUAUAUGAAGAACCAAGUGAAGCUCGCUAGCGAAAACAAGCUUCCCUGCCAGACACCCGAGUGGCUGUCAUCUAGCAAGGAGACCGAAGACGAGGUCCUUGCCCGCGCCGCUGCUACUAGCCUUGAGGGCAAGAUGAUGGUGCGCAUCAGUGACAACAUUGAGAGUGUCCUUCUCGGCGAGAUUGAGCCUUGGGAGCUUAUGAACCACGAUAACGCUCUUAACGAGAUGUACCGCUAUGGUCUCUCUGACGAGCGGACCCCUGCCGUCCAAUGCGAGUACAUCAAGCGCCUAGCUGCCAAGAAACCUCUCCGCAUCCUAGAGAUCGGUGCUGGUACCGGUUCAGCCACCAGCCGUAUCUUUGCUGCGCUAGGUGAAAACAUUGCUGGCAAGCUCACUAAGUACACCUACACUGAUAUUUCAGGUUCUUUCUUCGCUGAAGCUGCUGAGGAAUUCAAGGAAUACCGGUCUCUAAUGGACUUCAAGGUCUUGAACGUUGAGAACGAGCCUGCUGCCCAGGGCUUCGAGGAGGGCUCUUAUGAUGUAGUUGUCGCUUUCCAGGUCUUGCACGCUACCUCCAAGAUCAGCACAACCCUCGCCAACGCCCGCAGACUAUUGAAGCCUGGUGGUAAGCUUAUCGUUACAGAGUUGACUAGUAAGAUUGGUAGACGUUCCGCCGUUUUCGGUUUGCUCGCUGGUUGGUGGCUUGGUGAGGAUGAUGACCGUCACUGGGGCCCCGAGCUUUCUGAGGAGGGCUGGGAUGAGCGCCUCAAGUCUGUCGGUUUCACUGGAGCUGAUCUGUGCUUCCGUGAUCGUGAUGAUGUUGGCUGGUCAUCUUCGCUCGUCGCGUCUACCAACCCUAUUAAGCCUGAGAUCUCUCCUCUUAACAAUGUUACCAUCGUCACUGGCUCCGAUGAGUCUGCACAGGCUCAGGGCCUUGUCGAUGAACUAACGAAGAAACUAACCGCUGAAGGCGCCACCGUUGACAAGAAAACACUUGACGAAGCAGUUGAGACCGACUUGACGAAGAACCGCGUCAUUGUUGCCGCUGAGGUCGAGAAGGCGGUGCUGACCAACAUGAAUGAAGCGCAGUAUGCAGCUAUCAAGAACAUCUUCCUCCGAUCGGAUGGAACCCUAUGGCUCACCCAAGGUGGUGCUACCAUUGACUGUCAACGGCCUGCGCUCAACAUGAUCACUGGUUUAGCCCGCACUGUUCGUGGUGAAGACCCCGAGAUCCGCCUCGCUACCCUCGAUCUUGACCCCAAUGUUUCACUCAACGAUGCCUCCACCGUGAGCACGAUUAUGCAGGUACUCAACAUCCAGGGUGAUGCCGCCAACAAUGAGCAUGAAUUCGCCGCUCGCAAGGGUGCCCUCCACAUCCUCCGUCUUGGCACCGACGAGAACCUUAGCCGACUUCUCGAGCCUAAUGAGGACAACGAGAAUGCCCUGUCCCUGCAGCCACUCAAACAAGCUAACCGUGCGCUCAAACUUGGCCUCAAAGCCACUGGUGAGCUCGACAGCUUCUACUUCAGCGACGACGCCGAGUACGAGAAGCCUCUCGGUGAUUCCGAGGUUGAAAUUGAAGUCAAGGCUGUUGGUCUUGACCAAUUUGACAUGGUUGUGGCUGUUGGACAGAUUUGGGACGUUAACCUAGGUGUUGAAUGUUCUGGUAUCGUCACUCGCGUCGGUAAAGACGUUUCCGACUACGCUGCCGGUGACCGUGUCUUCACUGUUGCCAACGGCUGGUACAGAACCUACGUCCGAAACACCCAGGAGAACUUCCAGAAGCUUCCCGAGUCCAUGUCCUUCGAGGAGGGUGCUUCUCUAAUGAUUUCUUAUGGUACUGCGGCCUACAGUGUCUACAACGCUGCCCGUCUUGAGGCAGGUGAGACUAUCUUGAUUCACUCUGCUGCUGAUGUCCUCGGCCAGGGUGCGAUCCAGAUGGCUCAACAUAUUGGUGCUAAAGUUCUCGUCACCGUUUCUUCUGAGACAGAGAAGAACCUGCUCAGGGAGAAGUAUGGUAUUCCCGAUGAUCACAUUUUCAGCAACAAGGAUGCCGGCUUUGUCCAGGGCAUCAAGCGUGUCACCAAGGGCGAGGGUGUCCAAGUUGUCAUCAACUCGCUCACCGGUGAGUUGCUUCGCCAGACCUGGCACUGCAUUGCACCUUUCGGUCGCUUCAUUGAGCUAGGUGUCAAGGAUAUCAAGUCCAACACUGGUCUUGACAUGGUGCCGUUCCUUAACAACGCCACUUUCUCCGGUGUCAAUGUCCUACAAAUGUACCGCACCAAUAAGCGCGUCUUCAGCAAGCUCAUGGCGGAUGUCUUGAAGUACUAUACCGAGGGUGUAUUCAAAUUUGUGCCGCUCAACAUUAAGAAGUUCUCCGAGAUAUCCGAUGCUUUCCGUAUCCUACAGUCUCGCCGCUCCCUAGGUAAGGUCGUGCUCCAGGUUGUUGAGGACGAUCUCGUUCCCGUCACCCGUGGCAAGAAGACCGAGCUUAAACUCAACCCCAAUGCUACCUAUCUCAUCCCUGGUGGUACCGGUGGUCUCGGUCGCUCUAUGCUCACCUGGAUGGCUGAUAGGGGCGCGAAGUACUUCGCACUCACCUCUCGCUCUGGUGCCAAGAACCCCGAGGUUCAAGCUGUUCUCGCCGACCUUACCGCCAGAGGUGUGCAAACUCGUGUCUUUGCCACCGAUAUUGGUGACGAGGCUGAGUGUGCCAAGGUUCUUGAGGAGCUGGCUAAUAGUAAUUUCCCAGCCAUCAAGGGCACAGUUGUCUUAGCCAUGAACGUGAAGGAUUCCAUGUUUGAGACUAUGCCUCUUGAUGCUUGGAAUGGCGCCAUCCGUCCCAAGUACUAUGUCACUACCAACUUGCACAACCAGCUACCCAAAGACCUCGACUUCUUCAUCACGCUGUCCUCUGCCGCCGGCCAGAUUGGUUCCAUCGCUCAGAGCAACUACAACGCUGGUAACGUGUACCAGGAUGCCAUCACAUACCACCGCCGCACUCUGGGUCUUGCUGGUACUUCAAUUGAUCUUGGCUGGAUGGGUGAUAUCGGUUUCGUGUCUGAGCAGGGUAAAGUGCCAGAGAUUGUUGCUUGUGGUGCUCCCCAGAUCGGAUCAGCUCAGCUGUGGGCAAUUCUCGAAGAAGCCAUGGCCGGCGAUAUCCGCAACCAGCCUACCUUGGGUCUAGCAAGUGGCGGUCUUGUCAAGGCCAACGGCUUUGAUGAGCCCUACUGGUUCGCCGACGCUCGCUUUGGACCUCUCCGAGCCUACGACUCAGCAACACAGAGCGCCAAGUCCAACAAGAACACUGGUUCAACCAUCGACCUUGCUGCCGUCAUUGGGGCAGCCAAGACCAUGGUUGAGGCUACCAAGGUGGUCUGCCAAGGCCUCAUGGUCAAGCUUGCCAAGGGUCUUAUGAUGGAGCUCGAGGAUCUUGACCCAGCCCGCCCGAUUAACAUCUAUGGUGUCGACUCUCUCAUCGCCGUCGACAUUCGCGCCUGGGCCCUCAAGGACCUCCAGGGAGUGAUCCACGUCUCAGAGAUCCUCAAGAACCAGCCCAUGAUCGACCUCGCGCAGCAUAUUGCUUCCAAGUCGAAGUUCCUGCCCGCUGCUCUCCAGCCUAAGGCAUAAACAAACACACAGGAAAGGAAGAAACAGAUGUAGAAGGAGAGUUAUAAACAGAGACACGUGAAAAGGAUAGAUGUUCUUUUGAUUUCUGUACUUUGAUUUUAUGCUUGGGAUACGGGUAUUAUACUUGAAAUGCUUUAUUUUUACUUCGAGGAGUUGACCGGUAUGCAUGGGUAGAACUUGUUUUAUUGCGUUGCAUGGGUAUUAUGAGCAUUAGAUAGCGAUGAAUUAUGACACAAGACCACAGU
This is a messenger RNA of Xylaria bambusicola, 8473 nucleotides long. RefSeq lists its product as uncharacterized. Lineage: Eukaryota; Fungi; Ascomycota; Sordariomycetes; Xylariales; Xylariaceae. Gene Ontology annotation, molecular function: fatty acid synthase activity; 3-oxoacyl-[acyl-carrier-protein] synthase activity; oxidoreductase activity. Gene Ontology annotation, biological process: fatty acid biosynthetic process; secondary metabolite biosynthetic process. The record is from RefSeq and is a predicted model, not a curated record. Bases 447 to 8228 code for a protein of 2593 amino acids. The transcript has 5 exons.